Geodia barretti is the source of this 3047-nucleotide messenger RNA. Lineage: Eukaryota; Metazoa; Porifera; Demospongiae; Tetractinellida; Geodiidae. The record is from the annotation of a GenBank genome assembly.
AUGUCGCAAAAGGGGGUGGACGGGAGGUGGGAGUUUGAGAAGAACAUUGGAACAGGAGGCUUUGGACUUGUGAAGCUCUUCACUAACCUGGAAACGGGGGCCAAGAUAGUGCUAAAGGAGUGCCGUCUCAUCAGCCUCAGUCAAGACGACAUAGAUCGCUGGCGAGGAGAGAUGGAGAUCAUAAAGAAACUCGACCACAUGAACAUCGUGAGGGCUCUCAAUAUGCCAGCUGGUCUGGACCCUAUGGCAGUUGGGGACACUCCCUGCAUAUGUAUGGAGUACUGUGAUGGUGGAGAUCUUAGACAGGUGAUCUACAAGCUGACAGACUUUGGCUAUGCCAAGCAGUAUGACAACAGUAGUGUCUGUACAUCUCUAGUGGGCACCGUCCAAUAUGUGGCUCCUGAGGUCCUGAAAGACAAACAGUACCAUAGCAAUGUUGAUUUCUGGGGGUUUGGAGUAAUAGUAUUUGAGUGUAUAUCUGGCAAGAGACCUUUUCUCCACGGACAUCCCUCUGCUGGCUUCGCCUGGGUGGAUUGUGUGGCAAAGAAAGGAGACAAGGACAUCUACAUCUACUGGGGAGACCAUCCCACAGACCCGGUCUACUCCUCCUCCCUCCCCCAGCCUCACAGGCUGUGCAGACCAUUUGAGGUGUUGGUGACGACGUGGCUCCAGUCAGCUCUCCACAAGGAACCCCUGAGGAGAGGAGUGAAGACCUCUUCCUUUGAGACUGCACCAUUUCUCUCUGUCAUGGAACACAACCUCAACACUCUGAUUGUGAGUGCUCUCUGCAUGCAGACUGGAGACGUAUAUUCAUACAUUGUCAAGGCUGAGGACACAGUGGAAGACCUGAAGGUUCAUAUCCAUGACUCGACCACAGUCCCCACUGCAGAGCUGUACCUGGCUCUGCCCAAUGGCCACAUGAUGGAGAACAGAGAACAAGUCUCCUCUUGUAUCAUGGAAGGAAACGUGGGGAUGGUCUACCUGUUCUCAACAGCUCUUGAUCCGUCGUUCAAGAUGAUGAGAGACACUAGUCCGGCCAUUGGAACUCUCAUUGUCAAUGGCGAUGAGUCAAUACCGAAACAAGAACGUAGAGAGGUAUACUCUCACACAUUCUUCCACAUACGACAACAGUACCACCUCUUUGAACGACUACACAAGGGACACAAAUGUAUUCUAACGACAAUCCACAGACAGUGUGUGGAGGUGAGGGAGCAGGAGGGAGUUCUAAACUCCGCCUACCAAUCAACUGAAUCUCUCACUCAACACAUCUACCACAUGCAACAGGCUGAUAUGGAUAGACUAAGAAAAAUGGUGGAGACCAAUGGGAAAGAAAGUUCUCUGGCCCGUACUCUGGCACAGUGGGAGCAGCUAUCACAUCAACUAAACCAACACCUUCAGAAUCUCUCCCAGUUGGGAGUUGAGAUAGGGAGACUUCGCCAGGAGACUGAAACUUACCUCAGACUGGCAGACGAACUAAAGACUGCAUCUGAGAGAAACGAAACCAUCUUCUAUGACUUCUACCAGCAGUAUGUUAUUCGUGCAAGAAAGAUAUACUCUGAUGCCAAAAGCAAUAACGGGAUGUCAACAGUGGGAAGAAUGGCAGAUGUGUUGGUCGGUGCCAAGCAGCAGGCAGAGAAGAUAAUCCUCGAGACUCUAAACGGAUACAACUUUGCGAGGCAGUACGUUGCUAUGGGAGACCUGCUAAUGAGAUUGGGCCGGAAGAGAGAUGAGCUACUGGCACUCAAAGGACAAGUGACUGAGUUGAGUUCUCUUCAGAGAUCUGGGAUAUGGGUUCUACUUGAACAGCAGCUGCAGCAGAGGAGCAGAUCUCAUCAGUAUGAGAACGUUGAUGUCACUCAAUCAAUGACGCCAGACAUGGCUCAGCAGUUUCGCCGGAGGUCUAGCUCAGCCAGUGAAUACGGACCACCUGAUAGACAACCCUCCGUCUGGAGUCAACUAUCGGCAGAACUGAGUGAUUCGGACAUCAACGAACAGUUGGAGAAAUCUCUCAAGAAGAUCACUCGAGUCAUUUCGGUCCCCGAGAACGAGAAACUGGAGGAAGAGAACAAGUUUCUGCUGACGAGGCUGUCAUCUGUAGUGGAGCAGCUCUCUCUGGGCUCCACCAAUGGAGCUGCUGUGGCUAUGGAGAGUGGCCAUCACAGAGAUAGCGAUAGCUCUGAGUUCAGAAGCAGUUGGCAGCCACACGCACAUGAACCCAGCCAAAAUUUCUAGCACACAAACUCACCUAUUUUGUUAUGUAUCAUGUUGAUGUAUAUAUUAAUGAAAUGCUUAUGUACAACAUUGCAAUUUGCAGUAAUUUUCGUUAUUUGCAGUUUUGUUGGCUAGACAAGUGGGCGAUCAUUAUGUCCCGGUAACUGUCCAGUCCAGGGACGAUUGCCCCCGGAAUCUUGGCGCGAUCGUCCCGCUUUCGCAAUCUUAUCUUCGCCUCGAACCACGGACCGCGCGCGAACUCUGCCGCUUCUUCAGCGCCCAUGGGGCCACCCUGCCGCCGUAGAGACUCGACGCUACACUCGGAAAGUGUCCCGGCGUAUUCGGUGUCUUGACCGACGAGGUAACGUUUCGCAUUCACGUGACCGGCGACGACACUAGCGACAGCCUCCGAGAAGCCCAUUUUCCGUAAAGCUGCGGCCCCUACCGACGCGUGGUGAACGACACCAACACUCGUGACUUCCCUCUCCCCGUCGCCGUCUCCCUCGGGCCACACGUGACCAAUGUCGUGUAGUAGAGCGGCCAGAACCUCCUCCUCGCUCUCUCCCUCUCGGCGCGCCAGGUCCGCUGUCUGCAGCGCGUGCUCUAACUGAGACACCUUCUCCCCGUGGUAUUCGGCCUGGCCUGCAGUGCUCAGCAGCUCCAGCAGACUGUCAACUAUGGCAGUUGCCAUUAUCGAUCGUGAGUCUGACCCCACCCCUAAUUACUAUAAUUAUAGCAUACCUCACACGAGCAGUAUUAGCUGGGGGUGACAACUUCAACAUACGCGCGGUGUUAUACGUGCGAUCGACGUUCCACAGCACAAUAGUUGCUGGUUU